Spodoptera littoralis (African cotton leafworm) is the source of this 303-nucleotide messenger RNA. Lineage: Eukaryota; Metazoa; Arthropoda; Insecta; Lepidoptera; Noctuidae. The record is from the annotation of a GenBank genome assembly.
AUGAAGAGUACAAGCAUAGUGCAGGCUGCGACUUGUUUUAUCUUGAUUAUCUGCUGCUCUGCUUAUCCUUACGAGGAUAUAAUUCUUUCUGGUCACAAAGCGAGGGUCUACGAUGUUGAAGGAUAUACGCCUCACAUCCCGGUCACCAGCAACUUCUUAAGACAAUCAUCGAAGACAAUAUACACAAAGUACCCGCCCGCUAACUAUACUAGUGACAAUAAUCUAAGUUAUCAGCACAUCACACGCGCUCCUCUUGCACAGUUACCGCCACACUUAGUUAAUCAACGAGAAAUCGAACCCUAG